Molecule: messenger RNA, 691 nt
Organism: Drosophila rhopaloa
Lineage: Eukaryota; Metazoa; Arthropoda; Insecta; Diptera; Drosophilidae
Gene: robl37BC
Product: dynein light chain roadblock-type 2
Exons: 1
Coding region: 136-483 (115 amino acids)
Biological process (GO): microtubule-based movement
Cellular component (GO): centrosome; cytoplasm; cytoplasmic dynein complex
Molecular function (GO): dynein intermediate chain binding
Source: RefSeq, a predicted model, not a curated record
ACGCUCUUGGCACAGUUUAUACUAACAAGUUUGUAGCAAUGGAGAUAUGAAGUUAUAAGCUUCAAAACGGUGAGUCUUAUGUCUCACAAACUUCUAGAAUAAAGUCGAAAUUCUACACCUGAACUUUGGAAAGCCAUGGCGUCGAGCAAUGUGCAGACCACCUUCGAUCGCCUGGUGCAACUGCCGGGCGUGGUUGGGGCCAUCCUGAUCGACGGCGAUGGAGUGCCCGUGCGGACCAAUAUGACGGCGAGUGCUGCCGAGAUGUACGCCAACCGGAUGAGGCCGCUGGUCACGCUGGCCCGCUCCAUGGUCCAUGACAUCGAGCCCGACGACCAUCUCAGCUACGUACGGCUGCGCACCCGGCGGCAGGAGCUGAUGGUGGCCACCGAGAACCAGCACACGAUCAUCCUCAUCCAGGACAACCAGGCGCUGGAUGAAUCCCGGCGGAACAGUGCCGCCUCGCGCAGGGCUUCGAGGGAGUAGGGGAGUAGUGGAGUAGGGUCCUGCAUGCGGGCAGCAUAAACAAAAUGACAUAAACAAGCUGCGACAGGAGGGGGGAGGUUCGGUCGGGUGAAAAGUCCUUGCACGGGCGAGCUCGCAAAUCCCAAGCACAGCACUGAAAUUGUGAGCCGGGCAUUGCUGCGCUCGAAAAAAGCACGCAAAAUAAAAAUCCACAUCCAGGCAGGGUAAA